AUGCGUACCACACUCUUCCUCCUCGCAUCAGGCCUCCUCGCCUCGGUGGCCGUCGCGGCCCCCUUGACGACAAUGCCCAACGCAACGGCCGCCAAACUCCCCGCUGAAAGCGAGCUCCCAAACACAGAAGACGUGGAUGACACGGCCACCAAAGAGACUGCCAAAACGACAUCCGUCAGCCCAGACCUCCUCCGGCAGGCGCCCGGCGAAGCCAGACACAAGCGGAACGCCCGCGAUGUGCGCGCCCGCACCGACAUCGACACCAUCAUGGCCAUGAUCGAGGACUUGACUGGUGGAGACGCCGCCUCCCUCGACGCCAUCCUCGCUCUGCUGGAAGGACUGGCUGUCACCGGCACCAAGCGCGAGAACAAGGAGCCCGCUCACGGCGCCGUUCCGCGUGACACCAUCACGGAAACCGUCAACGGAGUUACUGACCCCGUCACCGGGGCAGUCGAUGACCUUGUCGAGAGCGUCACAAAGCGAGGGAGCAGCAGCAAGAACCCUUCUUCCUCGAUGGAAGGUGCGUCCAAGUCAGGCGUCAUCAAGCGCGAGAACAAGGAGCCCGCUCACGGCGUCGUUCCCCGUCAAAUCAUCGGGGGGGUCACUUCUACACUUAAUAACCCCAUCACCGGGGCUAUCGGUACAGUUAUCCUGGACAUCCCAAAGCGAGACAGCAGCAGCAGCAGCAGCAAGGGCCCUUCUUCCUUGCUGGAAGGCGUGUCCAAGUCGGGCGUCAUAGAUGACAGCUUUGCGGGCGCCGUGGGCGUCACCAACAGCGUCGGCGGCAUCGCCACCGUCCUCGGCACCACUGUCGUCAACAAGCGCGAUGGCGAGAACGUCCCGAGAGAAGCCGCGCCUCUCGUAAUCGGCGCUCUUUGCAAGCGCGACGGCGAGAAUGCCCGAAGGGAAGCGGCCACGGUCGAUAUUGAUGCUAGCACCUGUGCAUAA
Messenger RNA from Colletotrichum truncatum, 948 nucleotides. RefSeq lists its product as uncharacterized. The record is from RefSeq and is a predicted model, not a curated record. Lineage: Eukaryota; Fungi; Ascomycota; Sordariomycetes; Glomerellales; Glomerellaceae.